GUACAAAAUGGUGACACGAGAGACUGCAAAAAUAGUGUGAAUAGCGCUCAGUAUGUUACGCUGCACAUUUACAAAUAAACCGUAAGCACAUUGUUAAAUGAAAGUAUCAUUCAAAACUGAGCGUUCUUUUCUUUCACUUUCUAAAGGUGUAUUUGAAAGCCCCGGAUCUUAAUUGAUGAGAUUAUGAGGCGUGAGAGUGGACAUUAUCGACAGCAUUGAUUAGUUCAUUCCAUUCAUUUAUUCAAGAAAUCUCGGGCAUCCCGCCAAAUGAAAAAGAAUCCAUUCAAGGCAUACUGUGGAGUACAGUACAUAAAACAGCCAUUAUCCUGUUCCUUGUCCAACGCAUCCUCAAGCAAUUUGCCAUGAAUUAAGUCAUUAUUUGUCUCUUUAUCGUGAGCCGUCGGAUUAAAAAAACAAAACAUGAUUCUCCUUUUUAUGCGUAUCCUUGUGACGCGGGGUGCCCUCUCCCCAUUGUGGCCACUUGGUACAGCACAAGCCCAGCCUCCACUUUUGAGUGUGACGCCCCCACACUGAAGGCCCUUGGCAGCUAUAAAAAGGCUCAGGACAGAUCCCGAUCACACGCACACACAACACACGCACCAAGUCCGCUGAGAGCCCUCAUCCUCCACUACAGACGCGACAGCUUCUCAUCACCGUAGUUUCCAUAGGAACCAUUCAUGUUCAAAGUCUGCCGUCGUAUGGGGGGAAAAGAGACCCGUGCACUCUCACUCAGCUUGCUUCUUUUUUAAAAGUGCGUUGGUUGAGGCAAUUGGUGCUCUUUUCUCUUUUGACGCAAGCCAAUGAUGAACGCUCACAUCAUUUUUGGGAUGCAAGGGAGGCACUGGUGAGUUUGCCCAUUUUAGUUUCCUUCAACUUGGCCAGCAUGGUUCCUCACAGAUCCACCAAAGGCGCAUCCAAAGCACGGCGGGACCACAUCAAUCAUGAGAUCAGGAAUAUGCGAGCUCUGCUCCCCAUCCCCCUGGUAGACCAGAAGCGCCUCUCCUACCUGCACUCAAUGGCUGCCGUGUGCACUUACAUCAGGAAGUCGGUUCUCUUGCAGGGGCUUCCCAGCGGAGAUGCCCUCCCCGGCUCUUUUGCUUAUGAGGCCUUUCUCCAAGCCUUGCAUGGUUUCAUCCUCGUCACUACUGUCCAAGGGAGGCUGGUCUACGUGUCGGAAAAUGUAUCGGAAUAUCUGGGCCUUUCUAUGGUCGACGUGCUUCAAGGAGACACCAUAUACGACAUGGUGGAACGUGAGGACAUUGAUAUUAUUGAGUCCAUCCUGAAAGGACACGAUGAAAAGACGUCAUCAUCAGAGAGCAGUUUUGUAUGCAGCAUGCAGACCUCCAAGACCUUCAAGCAGCAGCAAAGCAGUUGCUCAAUGCUGGUUCGAGGCAGCUUCCAGUCCUUUCCGGAGCCUUGUCCAUUCUCCUCCAUCAGUACUGCUGGCAAGACCCUCUUUCUGGCCCUGUGCACCCCCACAGUGGACCGCCUCGGGGGUGUUGAGUCACACUUGAGCCCCAGUUUCCGCAGUGUGCAUGCACUUGAUAUGAGCUUCACUCGGCUGUCAGACAGUGUUUUGUAUUUUAUGGGGUACUUGGCGGAAGAAAUGGUUGGCCGCUCAUGGUACAGCCUAAUCCACCCUGAAGAUCUAUCUUUAAGUGUGAACCAUCACAGGCGUUUAUUACAAACAGACGAGAGCCUGAAGGUGCAGAUGGUUAUGAGACUUCAGUGCAAAGAUCUGUCAUGGUCCUGGAGCUACAUUUGUGCUACCAAAGAGUCUCAGUGUCAGACUGCACAUAUCUGCUGCACUAACUUCAUCAUCAGUGAAACAGAGGCCAAGUUUCUGCAGGGGAGAAUGAGUGACGAUGCUUUAAGGCCAUCAUCCCCGACAGACAAUUAUCCUCCCAGAAGCUGUAAGAAGCAGGGCUCUCCCAACAGCCAAAGCCAGGAGGCAUGUUCGAAAGUCAGGGUGGAGUCUGAUGAAGACAUCCACCAUGGCGAUAUUUCACCCCUUCCUUUAGGGGGCAGCCCUGCGUUCUUCACCCCUCCCCACAGCCCCGCGUCCUCGAGCUCUCCUGUGCAGCAGGAGGAACUGAACCUCGUCUUCCACAUGGAUGUGCACACAUACGCUGAUCAGCUGCUGUCCUGCCCGGAGGCUUCCCCUUCCUCCUACUCCUACCCGGAAGCUGCGCUUGCCUGUCACCUUUCACCUCACCGCUCCCUCCUCUCGCAGCACACCUUUGAUCAGGGAGUCUUCCUCACUUUCAAUCCUCUGUCUCCGGCCUCCCCCUCAUCCACAGGCUAUGAUUUCCCGGCUUGUGCAUCCGAUGCCAGAUUAGUUCCAGACGGCUUGGCAACGUCAGACAUGAGUGAGAGCUCCGGGGAUUGUGCCCUGCAUCAAGAUGACUUCAGCCUAUUGGAGCAGCCACAAGAGGGCAGCCUCCAACAAGUGCACCUUGUUCCCCAGUACAUGUUACCUGCCAGCCUUCCAACCCCCAGCCAGUCCCCUCUAUCCAUGACAUCUGAGCAGUACAGCCAGAUGGAGCAGGCGGAGAUCAGCAUUCUGGCUCAGCAGAUCUCCUCGUUGGCUUCUACUUUUGACAUGGUUGGUCCCCUCGAUCUGAUCCAAAGCACUGACUGCCUGCCCUCCUCCUCCUCCUCCUCUUCCUGCUCACAUCAGUGGCCCAUCCAGGCUGCUCUCCCCUCUACCCUACAUACCAAAUUGCUGAAUGACGGCAUUUUAGAGAGCCUCCUCGACGAUCUGGAUAUGGUCGCAAAGAUAGGCUCUGCUAUUCCCGACUUCAACUGCCCUCAGGAAACCGCGUGCGCCUCACAACACUUUGAUCCGCGAGGUCCCAGCCCGACGACCUCAGAGAACUCACUGGCUCCAAACGUCGCUUUAGAUCCUUUCACUUUGCAGUUGGGAUGUCAUGACCAAAACACCGAGUUGCAUCAACUCAACCGCUCAUUGCAGAGUAACCUGCAGCAAGACAGACUUGCUGAGGAAAACCUGUACUGAAAUAAGUCUGUGACUUACGACGCUGCCCUUUGUAUGACAUAUUGUCAGGAAAAUAGUCCUUCGGCGGAUUCGUAGAAAAGCACCGCAAAGAUAUUUAAAGGACAUGUCGUACUAAAAGAUCAUUUUUCCCCAAUGUGCAUGUCUGAAUGUCAAGUAUCUCCACAGUUUGAGAUUUGUCUUAAUUUCUGCAAAAUGCUGUCUUCUUUCUCUUCCAGCUAAUGUCUUUAUUUUUUUUAUGAAAAAGGUACUUUAAAAUGUCUGACCACAGUGAAAACAAAACAUUAGAAUGGAAAUAUUUUCUCCUAAGUGGCCACGCUUCACUAUUGAGCACUUUAUCACUGUCAUUGCCACAAGAGGGUUAGAAACAAAACAGUGCUCAUUUCAAUGGAUUUUUUUAUUUAUUUUUAUAUUGAACCUUUUAGCAGAGAGCAUUUAUUGUCAUUACGUUUGUGUGAAACUGGGAGAUAAUAAUAUCUUUCAUUUUUCAUGCCGUGAUCAAAAUAACGAUUGUUUCUACAACCUACCUCAGCGGUACAUCUCACUGCAUUCCAAUUCUGGAUUUCCCAAAAAAUGAAUUGUAUUCAUUUAGUUGAACCCCUUAACUGUUUAAGGCAAAGCAAACUGUGAUUGGUGUAUCUUUUUUCACAUCUUAAAUGGUACUGUAAAUAAAUGCUCACCCUUUGUUCGUGCUUCGUAUUUUUAAAUGUAAAUAAAACAAGACGAAAACAAAUGUCAUUGUUCUA
Hippocampus comes (tiger tail seahorse) is the source of this 3762-nucleotide messenger RNA. It is a transcript of the gene npas4l, whose product is annotated as neuronal PAS domain protein 4 like. Gene Ontology annotation, biological process: regulation of transcription by RNA polymerase II. The transcript is spliced from 8 exons. Gene Ontology annotation, molecular function: protein dimerization activity; RNA polymerase II transcription regulatory region sequence-specific DNA binding; DNA-binding transcription factor activity, RNA polymerase II-specific. The record is from RefSeq and is a predicted model, not a curated record. Bases 884 to 3019 code for a protein of 711 amino acids. Lineage: Eukaryota; Metazoa; Chordata; Actinopteri; Syngnathiformes; Syngnathidae.